UUCGGUUGUACAUGGCUUAUUACAAGAACGGGAUAUUGAUCGCCAGGGACACAAACCCAUUCGUCAGAAACUAAUUGGUCUUUGCAGAAGCCACGAUCGUCCGCUCAACGAGGAACAUGCAUUGGUAUUUGAGGAAACUGCAAAGUGCCAUCGGAUCCAUUCAAUGGUGGUUCUGAUGGAGGGAAAAGUGUGCUUCCGUGUUGACAUGUGUAUAUUAAGCUGAAAUCUCGGAAUCUCUGUGUUGAAAAGUGCUUCUGCUUUUGAAGCAAGCCAAAAAGGCUGGAUCGAAACUCAGGAGCUUUUUGAAUUUUUGACAAAAGUAUCCUCUGUAAGUUUGAGAUUCGGUGUUACAAAGGACUGCUGAUUUAUACGAAACCAAAACGUGUGGAAUGAUAUAAACAACAACUAUAUUUUUUUCAUGAGGAUUGUACAUUAUUUCCGUUGAGAUUAUGUGUGUCGCGAAGUGCUGAUGUUCCAAAUGAAAGCUAGACUAUCGAUAUCAAAGUAAGGUUAAGCUACCUUUGUGACAAACUUGUCGGCUGUUUCGUAUUAAACGAUUAUGUGACAAAUUUAAAAUACUCAAAACCAGAAAUGUCAUAAUUCUUUUGAGGAGGUUAACACCUGGGACAUCGUCUGUGUUUUUUGGAAUAUAUGAAAAAGGUUUAGUGAUACUUGUUAAUAUUUUUAGCUACAGUUGUCCGUUUAAAUAGUGCACUAAAAUACAUAUGUACAUAAAUACAUAGUCUAUGCAAAUUAGAUAUAACGAUCCAGUGUAACCACGAACGCUUAGUACAUAUUUUGAAUUUUAAGUCUUUUAUAUGAAUGCUCAGAUGGCAUUUUGUGUUUAAGUCUUGUUUUUACAGAAAUGCAUUUUUGAAUGUAAUAAUAGUUCACUCCAUAGUGAAGUUGGUUUCGUAUUAAAGCAAAUAAUUUCCUUGAAAUAUUCACAUUUUGUGAAUUUGUAAAUAACACAAUGUGUAAAAUAAAUAAAUAAAUAAAUAUAUAAAUAAGGGGAAACAACACUCAAAUUAUUCGUAUUGUUUGACGCAAUAAUCGGUGAAAUUGGUUUCAUAGACUAUACAUGAAAUAUAACAAGUCUCCUUUUUAUUAACAAUAAAGAAAAUGUUACAGACAUAAAAAGUAUAUAAUUAAUUUCUACACUAACAUACGGUAAAUUUAUUUCAAAACGGGUAACAAGUAAAAUCGCAAAUAAUUCAUAUUUCUUUUAUUUGUUUGUUCAGAAUGUUUCGUUUGUGUACCAGAAGAAACCUUUUCACAACAUGUCGACUUGCCAAAGUGGUUUUCGUGUUUUGUGUCUUACUGGCGUGCCUUCAUCUUCGCAAGUAUCCGCACUACACAGAGGUCAGUCACGUGGACGAUAUUGGAGCAUUUGAUAAACUCGUCAAGCCAAGUAAAAUUCAAUCGAUUCCGGAUAUUGUGUUUUCAAGAAAAGUCGGAUUGCAUCAACAAGUCCAUUCCUUCGAAGAGAGGCAAGCUGUUCGAGAAAUCAAUAAUUUUCAGAACAACUUCAAACAACAAACUUCUGUUGUUCCGAAACUACCAAAGGAACUGACUCUGCUUAUUGUUGUCUGCUCCCACCCGUCUCACGUGCACCUCAGGCAGACGAUAAGGAAUACAUGGGCAGAAGGCGGAAAAGACAAUUCAAGUGUUCGAGUGAUAUUUUUAACUGGAAAGGCCAAUACUUGGACGGAAAUAAUACGGAGAGAAAAUAUUUUGCAUCAAGAUAUAUUACAAAUCGAUGUAAUAGAGAGUUACAGGAAUUUAUCCAAUAAAUUAAUUGAGGGGAUGGAAUGGAUUUCCAGAAACGUGCCCAGUGCAAAGUUUUACAUGAAAUGUGAUGACGAUGUUUUUAUCAAUAUCUCAUAUCUGUUGGCACUGCUUGCAAAUAGAAUUAUUGAUCAGCAUGAAAUAUUAGGAGCUUUCAGUUCUGGCGCCAAAGUUAUUCGAGACCCACGUGAUGCAUGGUCGGUGCCAUUCGCUAAAUAUCGGCUUCCAACUUUCCCGCCUUAUGUUACCGGAGGUGCUUACGUCAUGACUAUGGCGGCACUGAAGUCGCUUUUAAGGGCCGCUGUCACAACACCGUCAAUUCAUUUGGAGGAUGUGUAUAUUACUGGAAUGUUGGCUGCACGUGCGAACAUCAGUCACGUGGACAGCAGUGGCUUCUCUUAUUGGAUGAGUCCCAAAGCCAAACCAUGUGACAUAGUCACAAAUCGUAGAAUAGUCAGCGUAAACAUGGCGGAGAAAGAUAUAUUUCAGCUGCACGAAAGAGUGCAGGUAUUAAUUAGCACAAAUACGACAUUUUCUUGUAAUUCCGUAUGAAAUAAAACUUGUAUAUAUCUCGUG
Molecule: messenger RNA, 2364 nt
Organism: Gigantopelta aegis
Lineage: Eukaryota; Metazoa; Mollusca; Gastropoda; Neomphalida; Peltospiridae
Product: beta-1,3-galactosyltransferase 5-like
Exons: 1
Coding region: 1243-2340 (365 amino acids)
Cellular component (GO): membrane
Molecular function (GO): hexosyltransferase activity
Source: RefSeq, a predicted model, not a curated record